Messenger RNA from Triticum turgidum subsp. durum (durum wheat), 600 nucleotides. The record is from the annotation of a GenBank genome assembly. NCBI's taxonomy places the organism in Eukaryota, Viridiplantae, Streptophyta, Magnoliopsida, Poales, Poaceae.
AUGGACAACAGCAUGCCUGUAGUCAGUAAGAUGUAUUGCUCAAGCACUCCAGCGGCGCUGAUGAUCAGGAGAAGACCCAUGGUAGUGAAUGGCGGUGGUUUUGUUGUUACUGACUUUAGUCAUAAUGUUGUUUUCAUUGUGGAUGGUUGUGGUAUACUUGGAUCUAAGGGGGAGCUCAUGGUGAAAGACAGUGAUGGAGAACAGAUACUAUUCAUUUCUAGAAAGGGAGGAAUUGUACAGGCUCUAAGCACGCGGAACAAAUGGAAUGGGUACUCAAUGGAUUACCAAGGGAAAAACAAGUUGGUCUUUAGCCUAACUGAUCCCAAAUCAUGCAUAGCAAAAGGUGCACCGGUUAGAAUUCACAUUGAACCAAAGAGGCACUGCAAUAAUUGGGAUUUCGAGAUCUGUGGAUCUUUUGCAGAUAGGAACUGCACAAUAAUUGAUUGCACUGGAAAAAUAGUGGCGCAGAUGGGGAAGAAAGAGCUGAUAGAAAGUAAUGACUUCUACCACGUGACAGUGCAGUCAGGAUGUGACCAGGCUUUUAUCAUUGGGGUGAUGGCAGUUCUUGACAACAUCCAUGGAGAAUCCACCAGAUGUUAA